CCACACAAAAUUUAACUCUCUAUACUGCGUUGCAUUUCGUUUCUCUUUAUUCUUAGGUCUUCGUGUUUGCAUGAAUUUCACACUACAACACUUUUUAUGGAUUUCUCUCCCACUUCCCCUUCUUCUUUCGCAUUCUCUCUCUGUCACUUUUAUUUAACAAAACAAAUAAAUAAUUUAGGGUUUUAGCGUUUUGCUUAAGAAAUCUUAGAUUCUCUCUGGUUUGUUGGUUCGUUGCAACGUUUAAUUAUUGAUGUUCGUAUCAUUUGUUCACGGCUUCGUCGGUUGAUUUAGAUCACUUGCAUUGCGCAUCCUGCAUGUUUCAUUAGUCUCAUUUUUUUUGUUUUUUUUUUGCUCCGUGGGAAACGGAGGAAAGCUCUUUUGCUGCAUGAAUUUUGAUGUGGUCUCGUAAGAGUGUAUUUAUUGUUUUGAUUUCAUACUCAAAGGCUAUUCUGACUGGAGGAUUGGUGAUGGAAACUUCGAGCAACGUAAAGUUGAUGCUCAUUUUAGAUGUAUGGUACUGUUUCGCAUGGAUCAGGAACGUAACAUCAAGCCGCCAUCCUUCUGUCAAAUGGGCCCAGAGGUCUGAUGAGAUCUACAUAACUGUUGAGUUACCUGAUGCGCAGGAUGUGAAGGUUGUACUGGAGCCAGAAGGAAAGUUUUACUUCUCUGCUACUUGUGGUUCAGAAAAGAUUCCAUAUGAAGUUGACAUAGACCUGUUUGACAAGGUUGAUGUAAAUAAUAGCAAAGCUAGUGUUGGUUCCAGAAAUAUCUUCUAUGUCGUGCAAAAAACUGAAAGCAAAUGGUGGAGCAGAUUGUUAAAGCAGGAAGGAAAACCUCCAGUAUUUUUGAAAGUAGAUUGGAACAAAUGGGUUGAUGAAGAUGAUGAGGAGCAAGAAGAUGAUAAACCUGGAGCUGGAACUGGUAUGGACUUCAGCAAUUUUGAUUUUUCUAAGUUGGGCAUUGGUGGGGGUGAGGGUCUGGAUGAUGACAUGGCAGGCGAUCAUGAUGAUGAUGAGAGUGACUCAAAGGAGGUUACAGAACAAGCAUCAGCUGAUAAUGAACCUGACACAAAGGACACAGUGGUCACCGAUCCUAAUGCUGCAUCUGGUGCUAAAGCUUAAAAAGUUGGAAUCAUGAGCCUUUUCAUAGCUUUCAGUGUAGGACAAGUAUUUCGAAGUUUGCUUAGCUAGAAGCCUUCCGGGUUGUUCCGGUUUUAGGCUUCAUCCAGAGUUUGGACCUUUGCUUUUCUAACAAGAGAAGCCAGGCAUAUAGGAGUUGAUCGAAUUUUAGUAUCAUCAUUCAUGAGUGUUUUGUGUCUUUCUUUGGGUUAUGGCUACUCUUAAAUACAAGUUUUGUCAUUUUAAACAUAGAACAUAAAAUGAUAUUGCCGUUAAUGCCUCAA
Messenger RNA from Cajanus cajan (pigeon pea), 1402 nucleotides. RefSeq names its product co-chaperone protein p23-1. Lineage: Eukaryota; Viridiplantae; Streptophyta; Magnoliopsida; Fabales; Fabaceae. The record is from RefSeq and is a predicted model, not a curated record. Gene Ontology annotation, biological process: protein folding; chaperone-mediated protein complex assembly. Gene Ontology annotation, molecular function: Hsp90 protein binding; protein-folding chaperone binding. Gene Ontology annotation, cellular component: cytosol; nucleus.